AUGCCUGUGUGGUCUUGCCAGUUCGCUGGUCCAGGAAUCAGGAUUGAUGAGCUCAGCAGUUCAGCCAAGCCGAGGCAAGGGCGACUUGAUCGAUGGGAUUCCGGUCGCGACCGAGGCGGCGAGGCGAUGUUGAUCGAUUUGGCGAGUGACUUCAUCGCCGCCGCGCCGGGGGCUGAUCUGAGCGCGAUAAACCUGCGUGCGACGUCCGAGUUGGCAUUCGCGAAUAUGGAGGGGAAAAGCCCGCUGCAGACGACGUUGCAGCACAUCUUGGGGCUGAGGGUUGGAUGCUCGGUAUUGCCACGUCGACGGUCGAUCGGAAGCCGUUUGAUUCCCGACUCCCGACCGGCCCCGCUUUAA
Microbotryum saponariae is the source of this 357-nucleotide messenger RNA. NCBI's taxonomy places the organism in Eukaryota, Fungi, Basidiomycota, Microbotryomycetes, Microbotryales, Microbotryaceae. The record is from the annotation of a GenBank genome assembly.